Messenger RNA from Lactuca virosa, 2584 nucleotides. NCBI's taxonomy places the organism in Eukaryota, Viridiplantae, Streptophyta, Magnoliopsida, Asterales, Asteraceae. The record is from the annotation of a GenBank genome assembly.
UAUAUAUCUCCCCUUCUCCGUAAAUUCUGUUUUAGAUUCAUAAAAAACCACAAGCCCUACUUCCCUCUUCUUCUCAUCCUCCUCCUGCUGUGAUAUCUCAUUAUCCACAGAUUCCUACACUGUAAUCGAAAUCCAUUGAUCCAGUUGAAGAGGCUAACGUCAGGGGAGAUAGAGUGAGUGGGAUCAUUAUUAUACACAGAGAGAAUUGCUUCUGUAUGUCAGUAGAUUGUACACACUGCAAUUACUACGGUGGAUUUGGUGAGCUUGCUAACCCCCUACAAUGGCCUCAACUUCGCAAAAGGCGCCGCAUUCUACCGAUGAUUCACUUCCGAUCCACCGUCAGGCGGUUUCCGCUGACGUCGUUGUUGUUGAGAACUGGCGCAACAACGAUCAGAAGAUGCCGAUCAAGAAUACAUCAAUCGCUUCCUUGAUCAAUACUACCGAUCCUUCCGCUUCCACUAAAGGAAUCCAAAUCCUCACAAGGGCUCAAACUAGCCAUCCAUUGGACCCGUUAUCUGCUGCUGAAAUCAAAGUAGCAGUAGCAACUGUCAGGGCAGCUGGAGCGACACCUGAGGUCAGAGAUGGUAUGCGGUUUGUGGAGGUGGUUCUUUCAGAACCAGAUAAAAGUGUUGUUGCACUUGCAGAUGCAUAUUUCUUUCCACCAUUCCAACCUUCUUUACUACCCAGAAGCAAAGGUGGUGCUGUAAUACCUAGUAAGCUUCCCCCAAGGCGAGCUAGGCUUGUUGUCUACAAUAAAAAAUCAAACGAAACAAGCAUAUGGAUUGUUGAACUAUCCGAAGUACAUGCAACAACUCGUGGUGGACAUCAUAGAGGGAAAGUCGUUUCUUCAAGAACAAUUCAAGAUGUUCAGCCUCCCAUGGAUGCUGUUGAAUAUGCUGAAUGCGAAGCUGUUGUGAAAGAGUACUUUCCUUUUCAAGAAGCUAUGAAGAAGAGGGGUAUUGAAGAUAUGGAUCUUGUGAUGGUUGAUGCUUGGUGUGUUGGUUAUCAUAGUGAAGCAGAUGCCCCUAGCAGAAGAUUAGCAAAACCACUUAUCUUCUGUAGGACUGAAAGUGAUAGCCCAAUGGAAAACGGAUACGCCCGACCCGUUGAAGGAAUCUAUAUUCUAGUUGACAUGCAAAACAUGGUUGUCAUUGACUUUGAAGACCGAAAACUUGUCCCAUUGCCACCUGCUGAUCCUUUAAGAAACUACACUCCUGCUCAUACACGAGGUGGUGUUGACCGAAGUGAUGUAAAGCCCCUACAAAUUCUUCAGCCCGAUGGGCCCAGCUUUCGUGUUAAUGGGCAAUAUGUGGAAUGGCAAAAGUGGAACUUUCGUAUUGGGUUUACUCCAAGGGAGGGAUUAGUGAUACACUCGGUUGCAUAUGUUGAUGGAAGCCGAGGUGAAGAUGGUCUUGGAAAAAAUGCUCAUUCUCUUAAAAAGGGAUGUGACUGCCUAGGUUAUAUCAAGUACUUUGAUGCACAUUUUACAAACUUCACUGGAGGUGUUGAAACAAUUGAAAAUUGUGUAUGUAUGCAUGAAGAGGAUCAUGGAAUCCUGUGGAAGCAUCAAGACUGGAGAACUGGCUUAGCGGAAGUACGAAGAUCUCGGCGUCUUACAGUGUCAUUUAUAUGUACUGUUGCCAAUUACGAAUAUGGUUUCUAUUGGCACUUUUACCAGGAUGGAAAGAUUGAAGCUGAAGUUAAACUUACGGGGAUUUUGAGUUUAGGGGCAUUGCAGCCUGGGGAAGUUAGAAAAUAUGGGACAACAAUUGCACCAGGGUUGUAUGCGCCAGUUCAUCAACACUUUUUUGUUGCUCGUAUGGAUAUGGCUGUUGAUUGCAAGCCUGGAGAAGCAUAUAACCAGGUUGUUGAAGUUAAUGUGAAAGUUGAAGAAUCUGGGAAAGAUAACGUCCAUAAUAAUGCAUUCUACACUGAAGAAACUUUACUUAAAACUGAAAAUCAAGCUAUGCGUGAUUGCAAUCAGUUAUCUGCUCGUCAUUGGAUUAUUAGAAACACUCGGACUGUGAAUAGGACGGGGCAGCUGACAGGGUAUAAGCUGGUACCGGGUUCAAAUUGCUUGCCAUUAGCAGGUUCAGAGGCUAAGUUUUUGAGAAGGGCUGAAUUUCUUAAACAUAAUCUUUGGGUUACACCGUAUGCACUUGAUGAGAAUUUUCCUGGAGGAGAGUUUCCUAAUCAGAAUCCACGUGUCGGUGAAGGCUUAGCCUCAUGGGUCAAGCAAAAUCGUUCUCUUGAGGAAACUGAUAUCGUACUUUGGUAUGUAUUUGGGAUCACUCAUGUUCCUAGGUUAGAAGACUGGCCUGUUAUGCCAGUGGAACACAUUGGUUUUAUGCUUCAGCCACAUGGAUUCUUCAACUGCUCACCGGCGGUUGAUGUCCCUCCAGGAGCGUGUGAGAUGGAUGUGAAAGACAAUGAAGCUAAAGAAGGCGUUGGCGUUGCAACUAAGUCUGUUUCAAAUGCUUUGAUUGCCAAGCUUUGAUGUAUUGUAGUUCAAGUUUGUAUGACCUAUUAUAUUAUACUUUGGUUGGUUGUGCUAUGAAUUUGACCCAGUCUCCACUUCAAUUCA